This is a messenger RNA of Elgaria multicarinata webbii, 3804 nucleotides long. It is a transcript of the gene NOC2L, whose product is annotated as NOC2 like nucleolar associated transcriptional repressor. The record is from RefSeq and is a predicted model, not a curated record. Lineage: Eukaryota; Metazoa; Chordata; Lepidosauria; Squamata; Anguidae. The coding region runs from base 39 to 2339 and encodes 766 amino acids. The transcript is spliced from 19 exons. Gene Ontology annotation, biological process: negative regulation of transcription by RNA polymerase II; ribosomal large subunit biogenesis. Gene Ontology annotation, molecular function: histone binding; transcription corepressor activity. Gene Ontology annotation, cellular component: nucleolus; Noc2p-Noc3p complex; Noc1p-Noc2p complex.
GACCACGUUGCUCCAGCUGGGAGAGGCAGAGCAGAAGCAUGGCGGCUCCAAGCAAGAGAAAACUUGCUGAGUUGAGCGUCGAUGAGUUCCUGACCUCCACAUUUGAUUCGGACGUGGAGGGUGACUCCGAAGCGGACGCCCUGGAUUCUGGGGAAGACGAGACAAGUAGAAAGCCAUGCCGGAACGGACCAGCUGGCGGCAGGAGGAAGGCCGUGCUCAAAUCGAACCCAGCAGAAAAGAAGGUGAUGAAGGGAAAGGCCUCACAACAUAAAGACCAGCUUUCCCGGCUGAAGGACAGAGAUCCGGAAUUUUACAAAUUCUUAGAAGAAAACGACCGCACGCUGCUUAAUUUUGAUGACUCUGACAGCUCUGAAGACGAAGGCCUUCACGUCUUGCCUGAAAAAUUGGAGGAAGCCAGUGACGAUGAUGACGACGACGACGAAGAAGAAAAACGAGGAACUUCCAAACGGGAAAAAUUUGACUUCAUCACCGUAACGUUGAAGAUGGUGGAGCAGUGGAAAGCAGCUGCAGAGAAACAGCUCUCGCCCAAGCUUUUCCACGAGAUCACUCAGGCUUUCAAAGCCUGCGUGGUGACAGCCAAGGGAGAAGCAGUAGGGCCGGAUCCUGGAAAGUUCAAAGUCACUGACAGCGCAGUGUUCAACGCCCUUGUGUCCUUCUGCGUCCGCGAUCUCUUCGGCACGCUGCAGAAAUUGCUUCAAGUGAAAGCUGCGAAAAACAAAUCCAAGAUGGUUUUGCCUUCCUCCAGUCCACUUUGGGGCAAGAUGCGGCUGCAUAUCAAAACAUACCUUGGCUGCACCAUCCAGCUCCUGUCGUGCUUAACGGAAGCUUCCGUGGGAGCUGCCGUCCUCCAGCACGUCAACUCCAUUGUGCCUUAUUAUUUGGCUUUCCCAAAGCAGUGCCGGAUGCUCCUGAAGCAAGCCACCCGUCUCUGGAGCACAGGUGAGGAAACCGUAAGGGUGCUGGCUUUCCUGGUCCUUAAUAAGAUCUGCCGCCACAAAAAAGACAUCUACUUGAACACGAUCCUCAAGCAAAUGUAUAUUUCCUACGUGAAGAACUCCAGAUUCACUUCCCCCAACGCGCUUCCCAUGAUCAACUUCAUGCAGCGGACUCUGACGGAAAUGUACGCUCUUGACCCAUGCGUCUCCUACCAGCACGCCUUCAUCUACAUCCGCCAGUUGGCUAUUCACCUGCGCAGCGCCAUGACCAUGAAGAAGAAGGAGAACUACCAGUCAGUGUACAACUGGCAGUACGUCCACUGCCUCUACUUUUGGUGCCGGGUCCUCAGCACCAUCUAUCCUAGUGAUGUCAUGGAGCCGUUGAUCUACCCUUUGACCCAAGUCAUCAUUGGCUGCAUUAAGCUGGUGCCCACGGCUCGUUUCUACCCCCUGCGCAUGCACUGCGUCCGGGCUCUCACCCUGCUGUCGGAGAACACCCGGACGUUCAUUCCCGUCUUGCCCUUCGUUUUGGAGAUUUUCCAGCAGGUCGAUUUCAACAAGAAACCGGGACGGAUGAGUGCCAAGCCCCUAAACUUCGCCGUGGUCUUGAAGCUUUCCAACGCCAACCUGCAGGAGAAAGCCUUCCGGGACGGUCUUAUUGAACAGCUGUACGACCUGACUUUGGAGUACCUCCACGGCCACGCCUACACGAUUGGUUUUCCAGAGCUAGCGCUUCCGGCCAUCCUUCAGCUCAAAUCUUUCCUGAAGGAGUGCAAGGUUGCCAACUAUUGCAAGACGAUUCGUCAGCUCUUGGAGAAGUUGCAGGAAAACUCCGCCUACAUCACCACCAAACGUCAGAAAGCGACCUUCGGCGUUGCCAAUCGGGACGCAGUGGAACAAUGGGAGAAGGCGGCUAGGGAAGAAGGGACACCGCUGAUGACGUAUUACGUGCACUGGAAGAAGUUGAGGGAGAAGGAGAUACAGCUGGAGAUCAGCGGCAAAGAACGGCUAGAAGAUCUGAAUCUUCCUGAAAUCAAACGGAAAAAGCCGGGCGAACAGAAAGAAGACGACACGAGGGAGUUUAAGGACCUUUUCGAGAUGGACAGUGAUUCCGACGAGGGCUUGUCUGUCAAAGAGAAAUCGAAGUCCAGGAAGGGCAGCUCGGAUGACAGUGAAGAUGACGCCGCCGACGAGGAUGAAGGAGAGUACGAAGUGGAGGAGGAGGAGGAGGAAAAGGAGGAGGAUUCCAGUGACUCAGAGGGGGGAGGCAAAGGAGCCGGGCCCAGGGAGGUCAGCAAACAGCUGUCUCGCGCAGAGCUGCAGCGGCUAGCAGAGGGACCGGAGGAUGCCGUGGAAGAACUGGACUUCUCCGACAGCGACUGACGGCAGCGCUUGCGAACAGUUAGGACGGGCAGUUUGCGUGGGUCAGGGCUGGGCGAGGGUUCGCCUCCCCCCACCCACACACCGUGCGUCCUUUCAAAGUGUGUGUGUGGGGGGGUUGCUUCAUUGAGGCUGCCCCCGGGCGCCACUUGGAAUGUGAAAAUCUUCUCCGGCGGAGUUUUAUGCGUUAGGGAGGCGCGCCGUAAAAUUUGUGGUUACGCCGGGGGCAGUAAAGCGGGCUCAGUCGAAGCAAUAAAAGGGCCUCGUUAAAACCUGCCACUUUAAAUAACGUUGGAGCUGCCGUCGCCUCCAAGUUCCUGUUUUGUAUUUUUCUUUAGAAAGCCACCUUCCCAAGCUCCCCUUCCGCGCCGUGGGCUGCAAAGCAGUUGGUCCGCCGUCUUCUCCCUCGCACCCAAGCCCCUCUGAGGGCGGAAGACAAAGCGGUUCACAGCAGUUGGCAACCCCUGGCCGGCUGCAGUGCUGCUUGUGAGUUUUUAACGGGCACGGAGACCACUUUCCCACUUGGGUUUUCCGGGGAGCUCCUUCGCCCCGUAAACGUUCCGCCCUGGCGUAGAGCAGGGGGGGUCCAGGCGUCCUUGUUUGGCUGCAAUGCUGCUGCCAAAUGAAGAGUCAAGAGCUCUGCGCUUGUCUAUUUUUGUGUGUGCGUAGAAAUCAUUCUCCCCACCCCUGGCUUGCGGCCUCUGCCACGUUUUAUUUUUAUUAGCACAUCAGAUUGUAUCGGAGGAGUUUGGCUGGAAUACUCUCUUCCUUACCGGACAGCCAGCCAGCGUUUUAUUCCUGUCCGUAGAAGCGCUCUUGUUUGUAGCAAAGAGGCCAACUACCUUGUCAGGAGCAAAAAAACAAACACACAUCUUUAGGCUUGUGCGCAACCCCGGAGACGUCUGCGUUUGUGCGUUGCAAACGCGGGAGACAAACGGGACGUCCAUACAUGGGCAGCUACCGCCAGCACAGGCCGGGAACAGCGCCCUGCAUAGCAGCAGUGGUGCGUUGUGGUUUUCAGAAUCACGGGGUCGGUGGCUUGGGGACAGCAGCCUUCAGCGCGUAGCGCCUUCACCAAAUCCCGAGCCCCACAUGGGGGGGGGGGGGCUGGAGACUUCUAUGGUGUGGUGGGCCCACACGGGGAGACCCUGAAUUUCUUGCGCCAUAGACGGCUGCCGUUACAGCAGCAGGCAAGUUUCCCCCCCCUGCAAGGAAGCUAACCUAAACCCCAAGUCGUUUGCAAACUUGACUGAUGACCCUCUCUCCCGCCCCACGUGCCAGCCCCCACUUUACAGAAAAGUUUUGCGGAUCGCCAGAAGGCCGCAACAGAAGCCUUUGGACUGCAGAGCGCGUCCUGCACCGGAAGGGGGGCUUUUGGUAACUAGACGUCACUCUCAUGGUGACGAGGUAGGACUGUUUAGGGGUCGAUCUCCAUAGCCGGGAUGGGGGAGAGGACUGCCCUCUGUCC